Closterium sp. NIES-67 is the source of this 1112-nucleotide messenger RNA. Lineage: Eukaryota; Viridiplantae; Streptophyta; Zygnematophyceae; Desmidiales; Closteriaceae. The record is from the annotation of a GenBank genome assembly.
GGGGGCGUGAUGGCAGCAGCACUGGCGGCGAGGGAGGGCGUGGAGGGCGCGUUCAAGCCCAUCGACCCUCUCUUGGCGUGGUUGGAAGAUGCCGCUGAGAGCACCCCCCCUGAGACGCUGGCUGCCCUGGCGAGGUAUGGCCUGCUGGAGGAAGGGAAGGGAGGGGAGGUGGGGGGGAGAGGAAAGGGAGUGUGGGAUGUGAGGGGUAUAGGCGAAAGGGGCGAAGAAGCAGGGCCGUCAACGGCUGAUGGUGCUGGUGGUUCCGCUGCUGCUGCCACGACUGCCAGUGCUGCUGCUGCUGCUCCUGCUGCUGCUGCUGCUCCUGCUGCUGCUGCUGCUCCUGCUGCUGCUGUAGAUGGUGCUGCAGAUGGUGCUGCUGGUGGCGAUGCUACUCCCACCAUUGCCCAUCCCACCCCCAGGGAGCUAGCUAGAGCGAGGGAGCAGCAGGAGAUGGCCCGGGAAAUAUCAGCAGUGGCGGCACUGGCAGCGGCAGCAGCAGCAGGAGGGGAGGAGGCGGUGCGAGUGGGGAAUGCGCUGACAGACUACGUGGAGGCUGUGUGCGCGGUGGUGCGGGCACAUGAGAGGGAGAUGGGGCGAGGGGAGGAGGAGGCGCAUGAUGAGGUGAAGGCGCGGGCUAAGGGGCUGAUGGAGGAGCUGUACCUGUACAUUCCGGGGAUCAGGCCAUGGGACUUGGUGUGAAGAGCAACAUUUGGGGCUUGUGUAAUGAAGCAGUAGCACAGUAGAAGCAGCAGCAGCAGCAGGAAAGGAGGAGGCGCAUGAUGAGGUGAAUGCGAGGGCCAAGGGAAUGGAAGAGCUGUACCUUAACAUUCCUGGCAUAAGGCCGUGGGACUUGGUGUGAAGAGCAAGAAUGACGGCUAGGGUGAAGGGACUUGCCUUGAGGGCAUGGGCACGAGGUUGAUGGAGGAGCUGUACCUGUACAUUCCGGGGAUAAAGCCAUGGGAUCUGGUGUGAGCCAGGGCUUAUCUUUGUUUUUUCACCACUCUGAUUUUCAGUUACUCCUGGCCAAACUCUGAUUUUCAGAGUGCCCUGGAGCUCGAAGUCUGAUUUGUCAGGGCUUUUUCACACUUCUCAAAUAAAAUCUCUGAUCCGCA